UGAAACUCAUUGAAGUCGAGCUGACCGUCUCACCGCGCAUGGCAUGGCUUUAGGCCAAGCACGGCGCUUCGGCGGUCUGGCGGCCCUGCCGCAGGUGCGGCCGCAGACUGGGCAGGAGGCGGCAGCGUGGCUCAAGUCAAACCUUGACGGCUACUAUUCCAGGCCCGCCCGUGUGCCGCCAUACCGAUCUUCGGCGGCCUGGGCAUUGAGGCAAAUGGAUGACCGCUUCUCCAUUCUGAGGCCAGACACGGUGGUGCUGGACCUUGGCUGCUUCCCUGGCGGAUGGUCGGAGGUGGCAGUGGAGAGGAGCGAGGUCUCGAGCUCCAGCAGCCGUGUGAUAGGUGUGGAUUCCACUCGGAUGGACCCUAUGGAGUAUCACACCUUCAUCCAGGGCGACCUGGCCAAGAAGGCCACAACACAGGCCAUUUUGGAGGCGCUGGGAGACACCCGUGCGGACGUGGUCCUGUCUGACCUGUCUCCGGCCUCCACAGGCUUAAAGCAGGAGGAUCACCUCAAUUCCAUGCAAUGUUGCCUUCACGCAGCGAAGAUCAUGGAGAGGACCCUGAAGCUGGGCGGCUGGUUCGCUCUGAAACUCACCUACGGCAGCGAGAUCGGGCGCUUCAGAAUGUACUUGGACUCGCGCUUCGAGACUGUGCGAGCGAUUCGCCCAGCGGCUGUCAGGUCUAGCCGCGACAUGUUCUGCAUCUGCAAGGGCUUCAUCGGCCGGCAGACGAUCGCCUCUGAGGCGAAGAGCAAGAACGCCUACACGCAUGAGGGCAUGGACCGCUGGAAUGGGGAGAGGUGGCUGAGCAGCCAAGAGAUGCUGGAUGAGGAUGAAUGA
Molecule: messenger RNA, 841 nt
Organism: Effrenium voratum
Lineage: Eukaryota; Dinophyceae; Suessiales; Symbiodiniaceae
Source: the annotation of a GenBank genome assembly